Phlebotomus argentipes is the source of this 16025-nucleotide messenger RNA. RefSeq names its product dystonin (gene shot). Gene Ontology annotation, cellular component: intermediate filament; cytoplasm; membrane. The transcript has 15 exons. Gene Ontology annotation, biological process: intermediate filament cytoskeleton organization; wound healing. The record is from RefSeq and is a predicted model, not a curated record. NCBI's taxonomy places the organism in Eukaryota, Metazoa, Arthropoda, Insecta, Diptera, Psychodidae. Gene Ontology annotation, molecular function: calcium ion binding; microtubule binding; structural molecule activity. Bases 326 to 15319 code for a protein of 4997 amino acids.
GAGUGUCGAAUCAAAGUGUUGCGUUUUCUCCUCCAUCACACUAAACUGCUAUUUUAUCAAGUGGUUGCAAAGUGAUUUUUUUCUUCUCUUCAUUUGAACAAUCUGCAGGAUAACAAUUGAGAUAGUGGCGUCUUCUACAGUGGAAGUCUGAGGGAAGGAAUUGUCAAAUGACACGCUAAAGAGUGUUCUGACACCGUAAGCAAUCAAUCAACGGCCAUAGGGAUUUGGAAGAGGAUAGAAAGUGAGAAGUGAAGACAGAAGGGAAGAGAGGAUCAGUUUUGCUGCUACUGCAACUCAUGUGCCAUCAGUGAGAAGGGGUGAAAGGAUGUCGACGCAAAUCUACUACAAGGAUCGCCUGGGCUUCGAUCCUCGCGAGGAUAUCAUUGAGGGCAGCGCGCCCAGGAGUGGGCACAAGGCCAAGCUGCACGAGGGAAGCCCUUACAAGGAGGACAGCCCGCCAAAGAGACUCAAAGACCAACAUGGCGGCUACGAAGAUGCUCUGACACAAUUCAAAGAUGAACGCGACGCUAUUCAGAAGAAAACCUUCACGAAAUGGGUCAAUAAACACUUGAGCAAGGCGGGAAAGAGGAUUCACGAUUUGUUUGAGGAUCUUCGCGAUGGAAGGAAUUUGCUCACGCUUCUUGAGGUGCUUUCCGGAGAGAAUCUGCCACGUGAAAAGGGAAAUAUGCGAUUUCACAUGCUCCAAAAUGCUCAAAUGGCACUGGAUUUUCUCCGGUACAAGAAGAUCAAAUUGGUCAAUAUCCGUGCUGAAGAUAUCGUAGAUGGAAAUCCGAAAUUGACUCUUGGACUUAUUUGGACGAUAAUUCUCCACUUCCAGAUAAGUGACAUUGUUGUGGGACACGAUGACAAUCUGACCGCCAAGGAGGCGCUGCUGCAGUGGGCCAGGAAGUCCACAGCUCGGUAUCCGGGCGUGAAGGUGAACGAUUUCACGAGCUCAUGGCGCGAUGGUUUGGCCUUUUCGGCCAUCAUUCAUCGCAAUCGUCCGGACAUCAUCAGCUGGCGCGAUGCGCGAUCUGCGAAGCCUCGCGAGCGCCUGGACACGGCCUUCCAUGUGGUGGAGAAGGAGUACGGCGUGACACGCCUGCUGGAUCCUGAGGAUGUGGACACCAAUGAGCCUGACGAGAAGUCCUUGAUCACGUACAUCAGCUCGCUGUACGAUGUCUUCCCGGAGCCGCCGGCGAUGCAUCCGCUGUACGACUCUGAUGCGCAACGCCGAAUGCACGAGUACAAGGAGGCGGCGCAGGAGUUCCUGUACUGGUGCAAGGAGAAGACGUCCCUGCUACAGGAACGAGUCUUCCCGGCGUCGCUGAUUGAAUUGAAGCAGCUGCUGGCAGAUCUGCACCAGUUCAGGACCGAGGAGGUGGCGCAGAAGCAUCAGGACUUGUCCAAUCUGAACGUCAUCUAUGAGCAGCUGAAGAAGUACUUCGAGGCGGUGACGGAGGAGGAAAUCGAUGUGGCGUACCGCCCGAAGGCGCUUAAUAUCGCCUGGGAGCGUCUGAUGCGGGCGCUGGGGGAUCGCGAGAGGCAGCUGCAGCAGGAGACAGACCGCCUGGACAGCUAUGAUCGGCUGGUGGACAAGGUGUUCAGGGAGAUCAAGAGGAUCGACUUCAAGCUGACGGACAUUGAGUCGCGCAUCGCGAAGGAAAGUCGCAAUCUCGACAGGAUGCAUCCGAUCGAUGCGAAGAAUGUGGUGGAGAGCAUUGAGACGGAUUUGCGGCAUUUAGAACAGCCGCUGAACCAGGUGAGUUCUGAUGUCAGCGUGCUAGAGAACUCAAACUGUCCGGAGGCGAGGGAGUUGAGGAAGGAGGUGAACAAACUUUGCCAGCGCUGGUCGCAAAUCCGUGCCACUUUCCACACCAGCAUGGUGCAGAAGUUGGCCGGGCUGAGCUAUCCCAUUCAGGAGACCACUGUGACCAGGCAGACGAGAACGGUGCUGGAGACGCGCCAGGUGGACACGAAUCCGUACUUCAGGGAUUUGCAGGAGUACACGGAGUGGUGUCAGAAUAAGCUGAAGAAACUCCUGGCAGCGGAAUAUGGCACAGAUCUGGCCACGGUGAAGAGUGAGCUGCAGAAGCAUCAGCAGGAGCACAAGACGAUUGAUCAAUUCCACUCGAAGAUUGUCCAUGCGGAGAGGCAGAAGAACAAUUUCUCCGGAGAUGAGUACACGCUCUAUUCCCAGAGAUUGAAUCAGCUGCAGAACUUGUACGCUGACCUCUUGAGCACCUCGACGAAGCGUCUGUCUGAUCUGGAUGCGCUGCAGGACUUCCUGCAGGCGGCGACGAAUGAGCUGAACUGGCUGAAUGAAAAGGAGAGGAUCGAGAUCAACCGUGACUGGGCAGACAAGAAUCUGGAUCUCACCUCUGUCCAUCGCUACUAUGAGACACUGAUGAGUGAGCUGGAGGCCAGGGAGAUGCAAUUCGCGGACAUUGUGGAUCGUGGAGAGAAACUUGUGUCACAAGCUCAUCCGGCGGCGAAGUGCAUCGAAGCGCAUCUCAGUGCGCUUCAGUACAAGUGGUCGUGGCUUCUGCAGUUGACGCUGUGCCUGGAGAUUCAUCUGAAGCACGCCUCUGAGCAUCACGCCUUCUUCCAGGAGGUCAAGGAGGCGGAAUCGUGGCUGACAAAGCAGGAGGAGAGGCUGAACAGCAAGUACAGCCAGACGGACUUCAGUCUGGAUCAGGGAGAGGCGCUGCUCAGGGGCAUGCAAGAGCUGAGGGAGGAGUUCAACAACUACGGCGAUGUCGUCCAGGCGCUGAUCCAGCGCUCACACACCAUUGUGCCUCUGCACGAGCGCAAGCAGGGCGUCCUGCAGCCGAAACCCGUGCACUCGAUCUGCUCGUACAAACAAGGCCAGGUGUCUGUGGACAAGGGACAGACGCACACGCUCCUGGACACUUAUGGGCGCGUGAAGUGGCGCGUGCAGGUACGAGGCCAGGAAGCUCUGAUUCCCGGCGUGUGCUUCACGCUGCCGCCGCCCAAUGCGAAGGCAAUUGAGGACGCGGAGCGGCUGAGGAAGCACUUCGAUCGGUUGAUUGCGCUGUGGCAGAAGAAACAGCUGAGACUCAGGCAGAACAUGAUCUUCGCCACUAUCAAAGUGGUGAAGGACUGGGACUUUGAGCAGUUCCUGGCCAUGGGACCGGAGCAGAGGAAUGCCAUUCGACGGGCGCUCAACGAUGAUGCUGACAAGCUGAUCGCCGAGGGAGAUCCCAAUGAUCCGCAGCUGAGGCGUCUGCGCAGGGAGAUGGACGAGGUGAAUGCGAUCUUCGAUGAGUUCGAGAAGCGCGCCAGGGCUGAAGAGGAGAGCAAACAGGCGAGUCAGCGCUUCUUGGAGCAAUGCAUCGCCAUCAAGACAAAUCUGGAGUCUCUGGCCAGGGAAUUGGAGCACAUCAUCUCCUCUCCACUCCCCAGGGAUCGUGACUCUCUGGAGUAUGCCAAGCGCAUUCACUCGGACUUUGAGCUGCGCUUGGCGCAGGAAGAGGUGCCGGUGAAGCGCUUCCAGGAGACAUUCCGCAACAUUCCGUUGAAGACGCCGGCGCUGAAGAAGAGCCUGGACAAUCUGAUGGACCUGUGGCAGGAGAUCAACUCGCAGAGCAAGCUGCAUGGGCAGCGUCUGAAGCUGCUGGAGGAGGGCCUGAUGGAACUGGAGAUGAAUGAGCAAGUGUAUGAGGAGGUGGACGCUGAUCUGGCCAACUUCACGGUGGUGCCCAAUAGGUUGGAGGAGCUGCGCGAUGUGCUGCAGCGACUGCACAAACUCAGGUCCGUUGUGACGGCGCAGCAGUUCCACAUUGAUAAGAUGAACACGGCAGUGGAUCAGCUGGGUAGAAUGGGCGUGCCGACGAAGGUGGUGGGCGAUCUCAAGCGGAUACAUUCCACGGUGGAGCACUUCAAUGUCAAGUGGAACAAUCUGGAGCGGAAGCUGGACACCAGAAUCCGGGAGUGCGAGUCCGCCCAGAGCUUCAUGACGAAUCUGCGCUCGAGUCAGGUGAAGGAGGAGACGUGGAUUGAUGGCGCCACGGAGGAAUUGAUGGCCAUGCCGCCGCCAACAGCUGCCCAGGAGCUCGAUCAAGCCAUCUUUGAGAAGUAUUCUGUGUGCGAAGAUGAGCUGGGCAAGCAGCUGGAAUGGAUUGGCAAUGUGGAGGCGAAGCUGGCCAACAUUGGUGGUCCGUCAGACGUGGAGGAAGGCAUUCGGCACCAGGUGAACACGCUGAACGCCAUCAAGGAUGAGAUUGACUCACAUCAGCGUGUCGUUGUGACUUGCCUUGAGCAGGUGCGCCACAUUUCCUUGACUGGUGGUGAUGCCUUCAGUGCUCCCGAGGUUGCCAGCCUCGAGCGUCGCGGGAAUGAGCUGAAGUCCCGCGUGGAGCGUGCCAAUGAAGUGUGCUACAAAUUUGCCAAGAAGAUUGUCUACUUGAGAGAUGAACUGGUGCGCCUGAGAACGGAACUGAAUGGCUUCUCCUCGUGGCUGACAUCUGCCAGGCACACACUUGAGGAGAAGGAGAAGAAUCUUCACCAACUGCGCAUUGUGCCGUCGAAUCAGGACAAUAUCAGGGACUUUGUCAGCGAUGUUAUUGCUCAUCAGGCCGACUUGAGAUUCAUCACGAUAAGCGUGCAGAAGUAUUUCGAUGACAAGGCGGAGUUCCUGCACUACUUGAAUGACUUCCGCACUCAUUUGCCGAAUAGAUUGUCCCAUGUGGAGCAGAUUGUCAACAGUCCGAUCGAGCAGGACUUACAGCAAGUCACUGUGCACUAUAAGGAUCUGCUGUCGCGGGUGAAUCACCUGCAGGACGCGAUGCAGACGCUGGGAAGUAGGCAGAGGGAGUACAAUGACGCCGUGGAGGCGGCCAAGAAGUGGCUGACAGAGAUUCAACCCAGAGUUGAUGGCCUCCUGGCGGAGCCAAUGAGCUCCGAUCCGGUGAUCAUACAGAGUCAGAUGAGCCAGACCAAGGUGCUGUACAGCGAAGUUGUGUCCAAUGGGCGGCUGAUUGACAAUGCUCAGCAGAGUCUGGAGGCUCUGCUGCGUGUCCUGCCGAAGAACAUCAGCAGUCUGGAGGUGCAGAGUCUGGAGAUGCCGGUGAGGAAUCUGCGAGAUCGCUAUGAGAAGCUGAAGAGUUCAUUGAACAAUCGCUCGAAUACGCUGGAGAAGACACUUAUUCAAACGCAAAGUGUGCAGGGAUCUCUUGACAAGCUCGUGGGAUUGGUACUGCAGGCGGAGGAGCAGUUCAAGCAUCACUGGAGGCCGGCAUCGCUGAUUAAGGAGCAGUUGCUGGAUCAGAUCAGAGAGCACAAGGCCUUCCUGCAGAGCCUGGACUCGCACAGGGCGAGCAUCAACAGCUUCAAAAUGUCGAGCGAUGUGCCGAAGGCUCUGGUGAACAAGUUCAUGGACACCAAGGCGAAGUUCGAUCAGCUGUACGAUCGUGCCGUGGAGCAUGGAGAUUUCCUGGAGAAGACGCUUGGCGAGUUGAACAAGUUCAACAACGAAUACACGGCUCUGGAGAAGGAGAUUAUCAAUCUGCAGGAGAAUGUCGAGGGCGCAGAGUUCAAUUAUCUGCCGGCUGAGUACAUGAGUCACAUGCAGGAGAUCCUCAACACGAAGAGCCAACUGGAGCCGAUGUUCCACAACUGUGUUCAGCUGGGCAAGGACUUGAUCUCGAAGCGCGACGUGACGAAUGUGGGCGUGGUGCGAGAUCAGGUGAAGCACUUGGAGAAUCUGUGGAAGAACCUCGUGGUGACGACAACAGAGAAGAGCAAUUUGUACAAGCAGAAAUCUGAGCACUUGAGCGCGUACAACAAGUUGAGGGAUCAAGUGAGAUCGUGGCUGGAGAGCUUCGAGGUGCGGAUCAACAAGUUGGCGCCCGUGUCGGUGGACUUUGAGGUGAUUCAGCAUCAGGUGGACGAGUGCCAGGCCAUCGUGCGUGAGCAUCGUGAUUACGGGACGACCAUUGACAAGCUGAAUGACUUGGGAUCGCAGUAUGAUAGCCUGAUCAGGGCGGAGAUUGCCGAUAAGCAACGCUCGGCUCAGUCGGGCACGGCCAAGAAGAUCUCCGUGACGAGCAUCAGGCGGCAGUCGAUUGACGUACAGUCAGGAAGGGUGAGCGAGACGACGCCCAUUCAGCUGCAGUUGCAGGAGAUCAACAAUCGCUACAACAUGGCAGGAGUGCGUCUGAGCGACCGACAGAAUGAGUUGGAGGGCUUGCGCGAUGAGAUCCGUCGUCACAGGGACAACAUGAAGAAUCUCAAUGGGUUCCUGGACAAGGUGCAGAAGCGCAUCCCCAAGGAGACGAUCGACUCCAACAUUGAGGCGGAGAAGUGCAUCAAUCAGUGCAGGAAGAUUCUGGAGGAGAUGUAUGAGAAGCAGAACCUCCUGGACUCCGCCAAGGUGAUGGUGAAGAAUCUGGCGGUGCGCAAGAGUCAAUCGCCUGGCGUGGAGAUGCUGAAGAAUGAGUUGGAUGGCGUGUGUCAGCGCUGGAAGGUGCUGAGUGACUUGUGCAAGGAGAAGAUUGCUGCGUCGGAGCAGCUGAAGGACUUCUUGGACACGCACAAUAAUCUGAAUGCGUGGCUGCAGGGCAAGGAGCGUAUGCUGACGGUGCUGGGACCGAUUUCGUCAGAUCCGCGCAUGGUGAAGACGCAGGUGCAGCAGGUGCAGGUGCUGAAGGAGGACUUCCGCACGCAAUUGCCACAGUUGAAUCAUCUGCAGAAUGUGGGGAAGAAUCUGGUGCAGCACUUCGAAGUGAAGUCACCAGAGUAUGAACUGGUGACGGUGAAGCUGAAUGCGCUGCAGAACAAGUGGGAUGAUCUCUAUGGACAGCUGAAUGAGAGAGCCAACAGUUUGGGCGCCGCUGCGAACACUUCGAAGGAAUUCGAUGCGGGACUCAAUCGCCUGAGAGAGUCUCUGAGGCAGAUCAAUGACAAUCUCGACGCCCUGCCGUAUGACAUGGACAAGGAUGAGUUGUUGAGGAAGAUUGAGAAUCUGGGCAGACAGCUUGAGGGACAGAGACCAUUGCUGGCGGACGCUGAAGCUGCCGCGGCGAAUCUGUGUGAGGUUCUCGAAGAUCCCAACUCCAGGGCGGAUGUAAACAAUCGCGUGGCGGAGCUGGCGAAGCAGUAUGAGACGCUGCAGAAGAAGCUGGACAAUCGCAGGGCGGAAGCCGAGAGAGCGCUGAGGGAAGGACGCCAAUUGGCGGAGAAUUGCGCGAGAGUCUUGGGCUGGUUGUCUGCCGAGGCGUCGGCGAUGAGUGACAAAUUGCUGGUGUCGGCUCACAAGCCAACACUGCAGCAUCAGAUUGACACUCACGAGCCCGCUUAUCACGAUAUCAUGGCCAGGGAGCACGAAGUGCGCAUGCUGCUGAAUCGCGGACGGGAUCUCACGGAUCCGGCGCUGCAGAGGGACUUGGAUAAGAUCUCCAGUCAGUGGGAUAGAGUGAAGAGGGACGUUGUGGAGCGUCACACGCGCCUGCAGACGUGCAUGGAGCACUGCAAGCAGUAUCAUGCCGCCGCUCAGUCUUUCCAGAACUGGCUGAGAUCCGCUGAAGAGAAGUUGUCGGCCAUCAAGUUGGGUGUGCUGAAGAAGGCGCAGUUGGAUCACCAGCUGAAGGAGCUGAAUGUGCUGCGAAGCGAGGUGUGGAAGAAGAGUGGCGAGUAUGAGAUACUCAAGGGCCUGGGCAACACUUUCCUGUCGGCGUGCGAUGUGGACAAGGAGCCCGUUCAGGGUGAAUUGCAGAGCAUCAAGGCGCGCUGGGAGAAGCUGAAUGCCGACUUGAAUGCGAAGAAUCAACUCUUCGACACGUACCUGAAGAAGUUGGCUGAUUUCCAGGAUGACUUGAGGAAUCUGGAUCAAAACACACGACGCUGUGAAGACCGAUUGGGUGCCUUUGAUGCCUUGGGCGGUGCUUCCAAGGAUCCGAAGUUGAUUGACAGAAUUCAGACCAUCAUUGCCGAUACCGAGAGCCUCGUGAAGCCACUCAAGGAUCUCCAGGCGGCUUCGAGGAAUGUGUCACGCGAGGUGGUGGACGUGGGCGGAAAUGCUGACCACCUGAUUAGCGAUGUGGACGCCAUUGGGGACAGGAUUGAUGAUCUGCAAGCGAAGCUUGGCGAUCGAUAUGAUGAGCUCAAGUCGGCGGCUUUGGUGUCGUCGCAGCUCAAUGAGAGAAUUAAGGGAUUCUCUGUGGAUUUGUCGUCAAUUGAGUCGCGCGUGAACAAUCUGCAGCCGCCAGCGAGAGAGAUUCCAGCGGUGAAACAGCAGAUUCACGAGGAUGCCAAUCUUCAGGGUCACAUUCAGGAUCUCACGGAGGCGAUUGGGGAGAUUCACGAUGCUGUCAAGGCGAACUACGAGUCCAGCUUCUCCAUUGACGCCAUGCAGACACGCGAGCAGAUCAGUGGCUUCCUCAGGACGCUGGACAAGUUGAGGAAUCAGGUGCGCGUGCACGAGGAGCAGCUCCAUCGUACGCUGACUUCACUUGAGCACUUCUACAAUGAGUAUUCCACUGUAACAACAGUGCUGAGGAAUGUGGAUGCGCAGGUGAAGGCGCUGAAGCCGAUCAGUUCGGAUCUGGAGCAGAUUCGGGCGCAACACGAGGAGUUCAAGUCCUUCACGCGCAAGACCAUCAAUCCGCUGAACAAUGACGUGGUGCAGUGCAAUCAGCUGGGCCAGGAGCUCAUCCGAUCGGCUCAUGGUGGCGUGUCGACGUUGAUGCUGGAGAAGGAUCUGGAGAAGCUCAAUGAUCUGUGGAAUGGCAUCAAGGUGAAGUGGAAUGAGCGCGAGAGGAGAAUCGAUCUGGGUUUGCUGCAGUCUGGGAAGUUCCAGGAGGCGCUCGAUGGAUUAUCCAAGUGGAUGGCGGACACGGAAGAGAUGGUGGCGAAUCAGAAGCCACCCAGUGCGGAUUACAAGGUAGUGAAGGCGCAGCUGCAGGAGCAGAAGUUCCUCACGAAGAUGUUGCUGGACAGACAGAAUUCCAUGACAUCGCUGUUCAAUUUGGGCCAGGAAGUGAUUGCUGGCUGUGAUCCGGCUGAGGUGAAUUCGAUUCAGCGUCAGCUCAAGGAUCUGCAGACACGCUUCGAUAAUCUGCAAAAUGUGGCGCAAACCAGGACGCUGGAUCUCGAGGAGGCGAUGAGGAUGGCAAAGAAGUUCCACGAGAAGAUUGUGCCGCUGGCGCAGUGGCUGAGUGAUGCCGAGAGGGCGGUGAAGAGGAUGGAAUUUGUGCCAACGGAUGAGGAGUUGAUUCAUCAGCGCAUCCGCGAGCAUGACAAGUUGCACGAGGAAAUCCUGGGCAAGCAGAGAGACUUCACGGAACUCACGGACAUUGCGGCGCAACUGAUGAAUCUCGUGGGUGAAGAUGAGGGUGUGAUUCUGAGUGACAAGGUGAAGAACAUUACGGAUCGCUACACAAAUCUCGUGGACGCCAGUGAGAACAUCGGGAAUGUCCUGGCCGCCUCCAGGCAGGGCUUGAGGAGUCUGGUGCUGUCGUACCAGGACGUGGUGGAGUGGAUGGAGGGCGUGGAGUCGAGACUGCACAGAUACAGAGUUGUGCCAGUGCAGGCGGACGCCAUUCUCGAGCAGAUGCACAAUCUCGUGGAGAUCAACGAAGAUGUGGCCAAUCAUGCGCCUCAAGUGGAGGCGAUUGUGGACACAGGAGCGGAGCUGAUGAAGCAUAUCACGUCGGACGAGGCGCUGCAGCUGAAGGACAAGCUGGAUUCGCUGCAGAGACGCUACGGUGACAUCGUGAAUCGCGGCAGUGAAUUGCUGAAGCACACUCAAGAGGCUCUGCCGCUCGUGCAGCAGUUCAAUGAGGCACACCAGCGCCUCGUGGAGUGGAUGCAGGACACAGAGAACAUCCUCGUGGCCACGGACAUCAGCGAACCGGAGUUGUUCAGGAUGGAGAGUGAGAUUCCACAGAUGCGGCAGGUUCUUGACACAAUCAAUGGGAUUGGGCCGCAGCUGAGUGCUCUUUCGCCGGGUGAGGGUGCCGUGACGAUUGAGAGCCUCGUGGCCAGGGACAACAGACGCUUCGAUGGCAUUGUGGACCAGAUUCAGCGCCGCGCCGAGCGUCUGCAACUGAGCAAGCAGCGCUCCAAGGAGGUGAGGAAUGAUGUCGAUGAGUUGCUCGAGUGGUUCAGAGACAUGGAGGCGAAUCUGAAGGAUGCGGACGCUCCAGCACUGGAUCCGAAGGUGGUGAGAGCUCAGUUGUCUGACCACAGGAAGGUGAACGAUGAGAUUUCGAGUCAGAGAGGACGCGUGAGAGAUGCUCUGGCGGCAGGGAAGCGCGUGAUCAGGGACUUCCAGCCGAACAAGGCAGAUUUGGAGUUGAAGGAGAAGCUGGAGGAUCUUAAGGAUCUCGUGGAGACUGUUGUGGGCCUGAGUUCUGAUAGAUUGAGCAUCCUGGAUCAGGUGUUGUCGCUGUCUGACCACUUUGCCGAUACGCACAACACUCUCAUGACCUGGAUGGAUGAUCUGGAGUUGAAGAUAUCCAAUCUGGGACUGCCAGCAAUCCGAUCUGACCAGAUUGCCAUUCAGCAGGAUACCAAUGAGCGACUCCUGCAAUCUGUGCUGGAUCACAAGCCGCUGUUGAGCAAGCAGAACAAGACGGGUGAGACUCUGGGCACGCUCGUGCGCGAGGAGGAUGUUGAGAAGGUGUACGAGAUCCUGGAGGAGGAGAAUGCAAGAUAUGCAGCCCUGAAGAAUGAACUCCUGAACAGACAGCACGCCUUGGAGCAGGCAAUGCAGGAAUCUAGUCAGUUUGCCGACAAGAUCGACGGAAUGCUGCGCGCUCUGGCCAACACAACUGACCAACUCAAUCAGGCCGAACCUAUUUCCGCCCAUCCGCCGAAGAUCCGAGAGCAAAUCUCGGAGAAUAAGUCGCUGAAGAAUGACCUGGACAAUCGCAGCAAUGCCUUCAACACUGUGCAGAAGAUUGCCAAUGAUGUGAUCAGCAAGGCGCCAAACAAGAGUGAUCCUGUGGUGAAGGACAUCAGCAAGAAGUUGGACAAGCUCACGAAGCUCUGGGACGAUGUCAAUAGUAAGAUCAACAAGCGAGGAAAUGCCCUUGACGACACGUUCAAGGUAGCUCAGCAGUUCUGGGAGAACCUGAAGUCCACGAUGGAAGCGCUGAAGGAUCUGCAAGAGAACCUGCGCUCUCUGGAGGCGCCAGCGGCACAGCCACAGGAGAUCCAGAAGCAGCAAGUGGCUCUACAGGAGAUCAGAUACGACAUCGAUAAGACAAAGCCGCGCGUGGAGGAUGUUCGUCAGACGGGCAACAAGCUCAUGUCGCUGUGCGGAGAACCGGAGAAGCCUGAGGUGAAGAAGCACAUUGAGGAUCUCGAUCGUGCGUGGGACAACAUCACGGUGCUCUAUGCUAAGCGCGAGGAGAACCUGAUUGACGCCAUGGAGAAGGCGAUGGAGUUCUACGACACGCUGAAGAGUGUGACGGACUUCCUGGAUCAGUAUGAGGAGAAGUUCAGGCGUCUGGGACCAAUUGGCUCAGAUGUGGAUGCGGUGAAGAAGCAGAUUGCCGAGCUGAAGGACUUCAAGAAUCAUGUGGAUCCGUACAUGGUGAAGAUCGACUCGCUGAACAGGCAGGCGAUGGAGCUGACGGAGAAGACGGGCACGGAGCAAGCGCAGAGCAUCAGGGAUCUGCUGAACGGUGUGAACAGAAGAUGGGAGAAUUUGCUGCACAACAUGGUGGAGAGGCAGAAGAAUCUGGAGCACGCUCUGCUGCAUCUCGGUCAGUUCCAGCAUGCGUUGAAUGAGUUGCUGGUGUGGAUUGAGCGCACAACGGACACGCUGGAUCAAUUGAAGCCAGUGCUGGGUGAUCCGCAGCUGAUUGAAGUGGAACUGGCGAAGCUGAAGAUUGUGGCCAAUGACAUUCAGGCGCACAAGAGUAGCGUGGACACGCUGAAUGAUGCCGGAAGACACUUGAUUGAGAGCAACAAGGCCAGCCAGGAGGCGUCGACCACCAAGGACAAGCUUUCUACGCUGAACAGGAAGUGGUCAGCGCUGCUGCAGAAGGCGUCUGAUCGUCAGCAUGAGCUCGAGGAGUAUCUGAAGGAGGCUCAGCGGUAUUUCGCCGAUGUGCAGGACAUGCUGGGAUAUCUGGGCGAUGUGGAUGCAGUGAUUGGCGCCAGUAAGCCAGUCGGAGGGCUUCCGGAGACGUCUUCUGAACAGCUGCAGCGCUUCAUGGAAGUGUUCACAGAACUGGAGCAGACCAGGCCCAAAGUGGAGAUGCUCUUGUCUCAGGGCAAGGAGUAUGUGCAGAAGCAGAAUGAAUUGAAGGUGCCGUCUAAUAAUCUGCAGCACAUUCUGAGGACGCUGAAGCAGCGCUGGGAUGCCAUUCUGGCGAGAGCGUCGGACAAGAAGAUCAAGCUGGAGAUUGCUCUGAAGGAGGCCACGGAAUUCCAUGAUGCUUUGCAGCAAUUCAAUGAGUGGCUGACACGUACGGAGAAGACGUUGCAGAAUCUGGGCCCAGUUUCGCGUGUCCUGGAGACAAUCCAGAAGCAGAUGGAGGAGCACAAGGAGCUGCAGAAGGAUGUGUCCAAUCACAGGGAGACAAUGCUGCUGCUGGACAAGAAGGGCACGCAUCUGAAGUACUUCAGCCAGAAGCAGGACGUGAUCUUGAUCAAGAAUCUGCUCGUGUCCGUGCAGCACAGGUGGGAGAGAGUCGUGGCGAAAACAUCGGAGCGCACGAGGGCUCUGGAUCAUGGUUACAAGGAGGCGCAAGAGUUCUAUGACGCCUGGUUCAGUCUGGUACAGUAUCUGAGGGAGGCUGACGAGAACAUCAACACGCUGACGGCCGAUCUGGCGUCCAAGAAGCCCACGAAUGCCAAGAAGUGCCUGGAGAAGUUGCAGGAGAUCCAGAGGAAUGUGUCUCAGCGCCAAGGGCAGUAUGACACAGUGAUGAGGAAUGGGAAGCAGCUGAAGGAGCGCGCGCCCAAGAGCGACGAACCGGCUCUGACCAGGAUGUUGGGUGAAUUGAAGGAGUUGUGGACAAGAGUGUGCUCCGUGUUGACAGAUCGUCAGCGGAAGCUCGAAGAGACACUCUUGCUCUCUGGGCAGUUCUCAGAGGCGCUGCAGGCGCUGCUCGAGUGGCUGAGGAAGUCCAAGGUGAAGUUGUCCAGUGACACGCCUCUCUAUGGUGAUCUGGACACAGUGUCCAAGCUCAUUGACGCCCACAAUGCGCUGAAGAGUGAGCUGAAUAGCCGCUCGUCGCAAAUGCAGAGCGUACUGAAAACGGGCAGGCAACUCGAGGCCACGGCUGAUGCGAGAGACAUUUCUGAGCAUCUGACGGAGCUGCAGUCGCUGUGGGAAGAGGUGCAGGAGCUGGCGAGAGCGAGGAGUGCCAAGCUGGAGGAUGCGCAGCGCGAGGCUGAGAAGCUGCACAAGAAUGUCCACAUGCUGCUCGAGUGGCUGGGCGAGGCGGAGCAGAAGCUGAGAUUCGCGUCGGCGCCCAACAAUGAGGCGCAAAGUCUGGAGUUGUUGCGCGAGAGUGAGUCAUUCCUGCGGGAGUUGCGCGAGCAGGAGAUCAACAAGAGGGACACGCUGGACUUGGCGCACAGAAUCCUGGCCAAGGCGCAUCCGGAGGCAGUGCCGAUCAUUAAGAAUUGGAUCACAAUCAUCGAGUCACGCUGGGAUGAAGUGCUGCAGUGGGCAAAGGGCAGGAAGGACAAGCUGGAGACGUACCUCAAGUCGCUCAAGGAUCUCGAUGAGACCAUUGACAAUCUGCUGGCGUGGCUGAGGAGUCUGGAGAACAGGCUGCUGGAGCUGCAGCACGAGCCGCUACCAGAUGAGAUUCCGCCACUGGAGCGCCUGAUUGAGCAGCACAAGGAGUUCAUGGAGAGCAUCGCGGCCAGACAGCAGGAAGUUGAGGUGGUGUGCAAACCCAAGCCGACCACGAUUCAGGAUGCGCGCAAGCAGAGUCGCGGCAGAUUGGCCAAGUCGAGUCAGAGCAGGGAUCAGACGCCGGAGAAGGACAGGCUGCCGCACAUUGGGCCGCGCUUCCUCACCAGCUCAGCCGACAUGCAGUUCCGAUCGCCGCGGGCGCAGACGCUGUGGGAACAGUGGAGAAUCGUGUGGCAGAUGUGCUGGGAGAGGCAAAAGCGCCUGCACGACCACCUUCUCUAUCUGCAGGAUGUCGAGAGGGUGAAGCAGUUCAGCUGGGACGAGUGGCGCAAGCGCUUCCUCAAAUACAACAACCACAAGAAAUCGCGGCUGACGGAUCUGUUCAGGAAGAUGGACAAGGACAACAACGGGCUCAUCCCCAGAGAUGUCUUCAUCGAUGGAAUUAUCUCAACCAAAUUCCCAACAUCUCGCCUGGAGAUGGAGACAGUGGCCGAUCUGUUUGACAGGAAUGGCGAGGGCUUGAUCGACUGGCAGGAGUUUAUUGCGGCUCUGCGUCCGGACUGGCAAGAGAGGAAGCCAGCGACGGAUGCGGACAAGAUUCACGAUGAAGUAAAACGUCUGGUGAUGCUGUGCACGUGUCGCCAGAAGUUCCGUGUAUUCCAGGUUGGAGAGGGCAAGUACAGAUUCGGAGACUCCCAGAAGCUACGCCUCGUGAGAAUCCUGCGCAGCACCGUGAUGGUUCGCGUGGGCGGCGGAUGGGUGGCUCUUGAUGAGUUCCUGGUGAAGAAUGACCCUUGCCGAGUCGAUGAGCAUUUGGCCGAGUUGAUGCCAAUAUUUGAGCGGUUGAGGGCACAAGAGCAAGUCCCAUGUGCUUUUCCGCUGCACAUGGGCGCCGGCGGGACGCUCUUCCUGCGCGGUGACGCCUGGAGCACGUCACUCAGUCCACAUGCGCCCCACUGUCAUCCCUCCACGCACUGGAUCCGCGAAAGGUCUCAACGGUCCGUGGCGAUGUCACGUCCAACACGAUCAUCCUUGUCCGCCUCCACGCCUGACUCUCUCAGUGACAAUGAGAGCUCCUCUGGAUUGAGGCGCUUCUCAUCCCGAACACCGUCUCUGAGAACUCCUGGAUCGAGGGAGAAUUCCAAACCCGGCUCCAGGCCUUCGAGUCGUCCGGGUUCGAAGCCACCAUCGCGACAGGGAUCUCAGCUGUCCCUCGAUGGAUCUGACGACACACCGUCAAGGAUUCCACAGAGGCAGACGCCGACUUCCUCCUAUCCGAGGGUGUCUCGAUUCGGAGCCACGACGCCAAAAUCCAAUGGAACGCCACUCCUGAGCCCUUCUGAGAGACAAUCUGGCUCGGCGCCCUUCCAUUUGUCCUCGACGCCGCCACGCUCGAGCGUCGACCGACUUUCAACGGCGUCCAGCACGAAGAGGACAACAACGACGUCCUCAACGCACUCGGCAACGAAACGAUGAAGAUGCCAACACAACAACGAACAGCAGCUCACAAAAGACACGAGAAGCAAGGAGAGGAGAAGCACUAAUCCUUAUGUUUAUCGUAUUAAUUCGCGCGGUUAAGAUGACCCCUAAUCCUCACAUUCUGUCUUAAAUUAACCACCAAAUCACACCCUAAUCGCUAAAGUCACUCAUCCAACGAAUUACUAUAGGUUUGCAGGUGUAUUUCCUAAUUUUUCCAACCGCCCAAAACGUGGGCGCGUGUUUAUCGAAGUUUACUUUAGAGAAGAUGCAAUAAAGUAUAUUUAUAGGUUUUAAAUUGUGACAAGAAUUGUAAAAGCACUUAUACAGAAAAAAAAAAAUUCUCAAGAGAUGAAAGUUGCAAAAAAGAAAAAUCCACUUUCUAUACCAAUAUUUUUGUGAGUUAAUCAUAAAUAGAGAAAAGAUGGAAAAUAAAAGGAGCAUUGUUGCAAUUAAUCACGACACCUUAACGUGUUCCUAAAAAAAUGACUUAACAAAUUUAUAUAAUAUGUAUUUGAAUUCAUACCAAAAGUUAUAUUGCAAAAUGAUGAUGAGAAAUCACGAUAAAAAUGGUUUAUAUAAUAAAAGUGAACUUUUUAUAUUAUUAAAUGAGAAUUCUAAAAAAAAAUCUACUUAUAUGAGAAAAUAUUAAGCAAAUUAAUUCAAAGUUUAAUAAAUAAAAACACUUCUUAUAAAAAAAAAUAAA